AGACGCUACAGUAAUAGACCGGAUAAAGGAGGGCACGUGCAUCAUACCCAACCUAAACAUCCUGGACGAAGGGACCUCACACAAAAUCAACGGCGUACGCCUGUUGGGACUUGGCGGUGAUAUUGUAUACGACCGACUGUUCGAUCAUGGGAAAGCCCAGGGACUUGUACCAGGGGAGAGUGGGUACAUCUGGUCUACGAUGUUCCAGAUAGUGCGCCUGUUACAAACAGCCAGGGAAACUUUUGACAAGAAAGAAACGCGCAUAUUUUGUGCGUACAAAAGCUUGGGCAAGGAGGCGUUGAUUGCUCUGUUAGCAUCGCAUGUGAAUGCCAACUUUUGUGUAGGCGGGCAUGUGCAUGCUCCAUACUGCGCAACCUUUACACACUGGACCACCCAGGAUGCGGCCUCAUGGGGAAGCUGGAUAGAAACCACGAUCACACAAGUACAAGACAACUGGGCACAGGUGCAGACGGACGUCGAGAAGUGUUGUUCGGCGACAGUUAGAGAAUCUUUAGAAUCGGCGAUGGAAGUGUUCCAAACUGUCCCGUCGCUGGACAGCAUGCGUGCUCUGUGGGGUGUUGUGCUAUGUGACUUGGAACUGGGUUACGCGAUAGCCAACCUCAAGAACCACAAACUGGGGUUGGAGACCAUAUCUACAGGUAUGAGAGUGUGA
Molecule: messenger RNA, 673 nt
Organism: Sphaeroforma arctica JP610
Lineage: Eukaryota; Ichthyosporea; Ichthyophonida
Exons: 3
Source: RefSeq, a predicted model, not a curated record